This is a messenger RNA of Indicator indicator, 978 nucleotides long. Its product is annotated as retinol dehydrogenase 13-like. Bases 1 to 978 code for a protein of 325 amino acids. Lineage: Eukaryota; Metazoa; Chordata; Aves; Piciformes; Indicatoridae. The transcript has 6 exons. The record is from RefSeq and is a predicted model, not a curated record.
AUGGAUCUGCUGAGUGCCUGCAGCCACCCAUGCUGGUUCCUGCUCACACUGCUUCUGGGGCUGCUCCUCUGGGCACAGAGGAGACAAUGCUGGGACCCCCGCAGGUGUUCCACUGACCUGACUGGCAAGACAGUGAUCGUUACCGGAGCCAACAGCGGGAUUGGCAAAUGUGUGGCCAUGGACCUGGCCCGCAGGAACGCUCGCACCAUCCUGGCAUGCCGGAGCCAGGAGCGGGGCCAGGCGGCGGUGGAGGAGAUCCGGGCGGCGACGGGCAACCCCUCAGUGCUGCUGCGGCUGCUGGACACCAGCUCGCUGGCCUCGGUGCGAGCCUUCGCCCAGUCUGUGCUGCGGGAAGAGACGCGGCUGGACGUGCUGGUGAAUAACGCCGGCGUCACCGGGCUGCCUUUCGCUGUCACGCCGGAGGGCCUGGAGAUGACCUUCGCCACCAACUACCUGGGCCCCUUCCUGCUCACCAACCUGCUGCUGGACCUGCUGAAGGCUUCGGCGCCUGCCCGUGUGGUCAAUGUCUCGUCGCUGCGGCACAGCGCAGGCACCGCUGACGGCCGGUACCUUACCGGGCAGCAGCGGCCCGGGGCCUACGACGCUGCCUACAACAGCACCAAGCUGAUGAACGUCCUCUUCAGUGCCGAGCUGUCCCGGCGGCUGCAAGGCACAGGGGUGACCAGCAAUGCACUAAGUCCUGGCGUGGUGAACACCAGCAUCAUGCGUCACUUCGGCUGGGCCAUGCGCACCCUCUUCUUCCUCAUCCGCCCCUUCCUCAAGUCGCCAGAGCAGGGGGCCAUCAGCACCAUCUACUGCGCUGUGGCAGAGGAGGCGUCGGGCAUCACGGGCAAGUACUUCAAGAGCGACUGUGGGCUGGCACUGCCCGCCCCAGCUGGUCGUGACGCUGGGCUGGCUCGCAAGCUCUGGGAGGAGUCGGAGAGGCUGACAGGGCUUGAGGACAGACCCCAGCACUGA